This is a messenger RNA of Cydia pomonella (codling moth), 1547 nucleotides long. RefSeq names its product homeobox protein MOX-2-like. Gene Ontology annotation, molecular function: DNA-binding transcription factor activity, RNA polymerase II-specific; RNA polymerase II cis-regulatory region sequence-specific DNA binding. Bases 781 to 1248 code for a protein of 155 amino acids. The transcript is spliced from 4 exons. Gene Ontology annotation, biological process: positive regulation of transcription by RNA polymerase II. Gene Ontology annotation, cellular component: nucleus. NCBI's taxonomy places the organism in Eukaryota, Metazoa, Arthropoda, Insecta, Lepidoptera, Tortricidae. The record is from RefSeq and is a predicted model, not a curated record.
AAAAAAAAAGUAAUACGCCCCUAAUAAAUGUGUAAAUAUUAUAUAUGUACAUUUUUGACGACCUGUCUGGCCUAGUGGGUAGUGACCCUGCCUAUGAAGUCCAUAGUCCCGGGUUCAAAUCCUGGUAAGGGCAUUUAUUCGUGUGUUGAGCAUGGAUAUUUGUUCCUAAAUCAUGGGUUUUUUCUAUGAAUUUAAAUAUUUAUAUAUUAUAUAUAUCGUUAAGUACCCUCAACACAAGCGUUAUUGAGCUUACUGUGGGAAUUAGUCAAUUUGUGUAAUAAUAUCCUAUAAUAUUUAUUAUAAUAUUUAAAUUAGUUUGUUUAUCGCUAUAUUUUUCCGUUCGUCCACCAAGUCCAAUUUGCCUCAAAAAGUUCUACGUCCUAGCUCCGCCCAUCGGUCCCGCCCCUUGCGCGCGCGCAACCGUGUAGCAUUCAGUCGCUUAAGCCCGAGCGCGCUUUCAGGACCUGAACUUUUAAACUCGUUGAACGGAAAAGAGACAUUUAACAAUGUAGGAAAAGUCUUAAUCCGUUGUUGGUGAUCAAUAAGAACUGAACAAGUUUUUGCAACAUAGAAAAUUUAUUAGGGAAUUACUUUAUGAUCUUAGUUUGAAUUCUGUGUUAACUUCGCGUUUACUACAAAGACAUUUUAAUACAAAAUAUAUAAGAGAAUUAUAAGAUUCAUGCAGAAAUUGUAACUAAUUUUAACAGAAUAAUUAGAACAAACCAUUUCGAUGCGACACAAAAAAGUUGAGCAUCUAAGUAUAUAAUAGUUCUUAUCAUCAUGGAGUACAUUCGAUCGAACUUCCUACUAGAAGAAGAGGAAAAAUACCAGCAGAGCUACGAGCAGUCACACUUUGAUGCAAUAUAUCAGGAGACCUGGAACCAACAGGUAAGAUCAAUUGAGUAUCCCUACGCGCCGGUAGCUUGCGAUAGGGAGCAAUUGGAAUGGGGAGAGUGGGGCCAGUGGGGGCAGCAGGUGACCGUCAAAGAGGAAGCUGAGGAGCAUGUCGGAUUGAACGCGGAACUUCAAUCCCCGAGUCGCAAGGAGCGCACGGCGUUCACGAAAGCACAAGUGAAAAGUCUUGAGGCGGAGUUCGCGCGCGCGAACUAUCUCACCCGGCUGAGGCGGUAUGAGAUCGCCGUGGCGUUACACCUCACCGAGAGACAGGUGAAAGUGUGGUUCCAGAAUCGAAGAAUGAAGUGGAAACGUACGAAGGGCGCUGCGAAGUAUACAAAGAAGAAAGACUAAGGAUUUUACAUUUUGAGAGCCACAUAGUUUAAUAGUGACCGAUAGCUAUUGUUACGAUGUAUUUAGUGAUUUUCAUAUUUUUAGAACAUGAUAUUAAUUUCAUCAUCUCUAUUUAAGCAAAGUAAUGCAAAGCAAAGAUAAGCAUUGAAAUUAUCAAGAUGAUAUAAUAUUUUUUAUUUUAAGGGUGGUAUUCCACCUGUCCAAUUUCUUGGUCCAAUGUCAGUGUGUCUCACUCUCUCAUUAAUCAAAAUGUGAGACGCAAAUACACAAAGGACCAAGAAAUUGGACAGGCGGAAUCC